AUGUACGACUUUGAGCAGCCCAAUCUAGGCAUCGCGACAAGGAAUGAGGAGGUUCAUGCAGCGAGGCGCCGUGUCUGGAGCCGAGGAUUCGGUGAGCGAGCGCUCCGCGGUUACGAAGACCGCGUCGCCGUCUACGUUCAGAUGGUUCUUGCGCGUCUCUCAACUAGCAAAGAGCAGGCAGUCGAUACCGCCCGGCUGAUGGAACACUUCGCGUUCGACGUCUUGGGUGACCUGGCCCUCGGAAAAGACUUUGGCAUGCUCCGAGACGGUGGGCACCCGGCCAUUGAGCAGCUGGUGAAAGGGAUGGAGAUUAUGGCUCUGCGUCUCCCUAUGUGGCUACUGCGGUUGAUGGUUGACAUCGCGCAGCCGCUAGUUCCAACAGAGGAGAGCACAGGGUUCCUGGCUUUCUGCCAUGCGAACCUGGACAGGAUGAUGACUGACGAGAAACGGUUCGAGCGUCCGAGUUUGAUGGCGCCUCUGCUGGCACAUUACGAAAAACUGCCACCGAUACAGCGAGACAUCUCGAUCCUGAGAAAUGACUGCCGUUUCGCCAUUAUUGCUGGGAGCGACACUGUAGCUGCGACACUUGCCUUCAUAUUCUUCUACCUAGCUAGGCAUCCAGAGCAUGUAAAGAAGCUGCGGGAUGAGUUGUCUCCAUUGCGAGAGACAAACGACCACGAGAAAGAUCGGCAGUUCAGCCAUCGAGGCAUCAUGGGCGCGGAACAUCUGAACGCGGUCAUCAACGAAACUCUCCGCUUGCACCCUCCUGCGUCGACAAUCAUGCGCAUCACGCCACCCGAAGGCUUGACGGUGGGCGAUACUUUUAUACCUGGGAACAUGACAGUUUUCUCAUCGCAGUAUGUCAUCGGUCGGUCUGAAGCUGUGUAUGAGAGAGCGGCAGACUUUGUUCCCGAGAGGUGGUACUCUCAACCGAAGAUGAUCAAGGAACGGGCUGGCUAUGCUCCGUUUUCAACCGGACAUCACAGUUGUCUCGGACGACCUCUUGCUCUUAUGGAGAUGCGACUGCUCCUUGCCGAGUGCGCUUGGAGAUAUAAUGUGUCAUUUGCAGCGGGUUUCGACGACGUCAACUUCCUGAACACAGUGGAGGACUGCAUGUCGUGGCACAUGGGCAACUUAGACUUGUGCUUCACGGAAGUUCAGCAUAUCUAA
Messenger RNA from Colletotrichum karsti, 1170 nucleotides. Its product is annotated as cytochrome P450 67. The record is from RefSeq and is a predicted model, not a curated record. Gene Ontology annotation, molecular function: monooxygenase activity; heme binding; oxidoreductase activity, acting on paired donors, with incorporation or reduction of molecular oxygen. Lineage: Eukaryota; Fungi; Ascomycota; Sordariomycetes; Glomerellales; Glomerellaceae. Bases 1 to 1170 code for a protein of 389 amino acids. The transcript is spliced from 2 exons.